AUGUCUUCUGCUGCCUGUAUUUUCUGCAAGAUCAUCAAGGGAGAUAUCCCUUCGUUGAAGCUCUUUGAGAGCGACAAGGUCUUCGCUUUCCUCGAUAUUCAGCCCCUGAGCCGUGGUCAUGCGGUACGUUUUCUUACGAUUCCCGGUGCCCUCUUCCCCGCAUUCGGCGUGCCCCUCGUAGCGCUUGUCAUUCCUAAGUUCCACGGAGCCAAGUUGACCGAUAUUCCCGACGAGGACCUGACUGAGAUCCUGCCCGUCGCGAAGAACAUCGCCAAGGCCACCGGCGCCGAGGAUUUCAAUAUCCUGCAGAACAAUGGACGCAUUGCGCACCAGGUCGUUGACCACGUCCACUUCCACAUGAUCCCCAAGCCCAACGAGAAGGAAGGUCUGGGCAUUGGCUGGCCUACCCAGGCCACCGAUAUGGACAAGCUCAAGGCUCUCCACGCGGAGAUCCAGUCGAAGAUGUAA
Messenger RNA from Penicillium griseofulvum, 468 nucleotides. Its product is annotated as HIT family protein. The transcript is spliced from 6 exons. Gene Ontology annotation, molecular function: catalytic activity. The record is from RefSeq and is a predicted model, not a curated record. The coding region runs from base 1 to 468 and encodes 155 amino acids. NCBI's taxonomy places the organism in Eukaryota, Fungi, Ascomycota, Eurotiomycetes, Eurotiales, Aspergillaceae. Gene Ontology annotation, biological process: nucleotide metabolic process.